AAUGGAGGCAAAUUAAUGCAAUUGUGUCCGAAUAAUUGGAUAAAGUAGGAAUAAAUUUGUAGUACAGCGAGCUGCAUACAUUAUUUAUACACGUAUUUACACAAACUUCGAAACCCAUCCCUUAUAGAAAAUCCUAAUUUGUGAUUUUCUAAAUCAUCUUGCAGAAACUGAUAAACAACGGAGUAAAACAUCGAACCCGUGCCUUCGCAAUUAACUCAUAAGAUAGUACUAUCGACAGGGAAGUGUUCUGUUAUCACGAACAAUGUUCGCAACACUGGGUGUAAUUGUAUUGAUAUUAAAAACAAGCCUAAUAAUGGCUUAUCGACCAGUUUUCAUCUAUCAUGGCAUUCUCACCGGCGCAGAUAGUAUGAAUCACUUGGUGGAGCGGAUUCAGGAGAUUCAUCCCGAUACGGUUGUGUACAACUUUCAACGGUUCGGUGGAUGGUCUAGCUUGGAAAAUGCCUGGCAUCAGGUGUUGGAAGCACAAACCAAUCUAAAAGCUAUCUGUGAUCUACAUCCCGAAGAGGGCAUCAACAUGAUCGGCUAUUCUCAGGGUGGACUUCUCGGGCGGGCGGUUCUUCAAACAUAUCCGGACCAUUGUGUUAAAACGUUCAUCUCACUAAGCUCCCCACAGGCUGGCCAAUUUGGAGACGACUUUUUGCAUUUAAUAUUCCCCGCGCUGGUUGCUAAAACGGCAUACCAACUAUUUUACACCUACGUCGGACAACACACGUCUGUGGCCAACUACUGGAACGAUCCACACCACCAGGCGCUGUUCGAGGAGUUUAGCAUCUUCUUGCCAUACGUUAACAACCGCAUUUUCUCCGUCAAUUCUACUCAAUUCCGUGACACGCUCAUGCGGCUGGACCGGUUGGUGUUGAUCGGCGGACCGGACGAUGGCGUUAUUACGCCGUGGGAAUCUAGUCAUUUUAGCUUUUACAAUCAAUCGUACGACGUGGUACCGUUGCAUGACAGUGAAAUUUAUACUGAGGAUUUAAUAGGACUUAAAACUCUCGAAGAAAGUGGCCGGUUGCACAUAAUAGUGCGAGAAAACGUGCAUCACUAUCAGUGGCAUCGUAAGAACGAUGUGAUUGAUAGUGUUAUCUUGCCUUAUUUGGACUAAUUUAAGAACACUCAUCGAAGCACGAGUUUUGAAAUAAUACUAAACGUUACCACUUUCUAGUGACUAGGUGCAAUGAGUUGAGUAAGAAUUGAGCACAUGCUGUUUUUGGGGUAAUACAAAUAAUAUUAUGUAGGUAGAAUAUCGAAGGGAUUUGGAAGCUUUACAGUAGCAAUUCAUUUAAGGCUGAUUUUCGACAAUAUUUUAACACAACGAGAGACACAUACGACGGCGCCCACUAGUGAUAUGAUCAUCACAAUAUUU
Molecule: messenger RNA, 1384 nt
Organism: Anopheles moucheti
Lineage: Eukaryota; Metazoa; Arthropoda; Insecta; Diptera; Culicidae
Gene: Ppt2
Product: lysosomal thioesterase PPT2 homolog
Exons: 4
Coding region: 263-1123 (286 amino acids)
Cellular component (GO): lysosome
Molecular function (GO): thiolester hydrolase activity
Source: RefSeq, a predicted model, not a curated record